AUGUCAAAAUCGUUUGGUGCUGGUGAAAAAUAUGGAGGUGAAGUUGGUGGUGGUGGGGAUGCCGAUUGUGGAGGUGGUGGUGGCAGUGGCAGCGUCGUGGUGUUGGUGUUGGUUGUGGAGGUGGUGGAUAAGGAUGAUGAGGAGGAGGAUGUGGUGAUGGUAGUGACGGUGGUUGUGGAGGUGGUGAAUAUGGUGGUGGAGUUGGAUGUGCAAGUGGAGGUGGUGUCAUUUUUUAAAAUGAAUAAUGAUAUUUAA
Molecule: messenger RNA, 255 nt
Organism: Prunus armeniaca (apricot)
Lineage: Eukaryota; Viridiplantae; Streptophyta; Magnoliopsida; Rosales; Rosaceae
Source: the annotation of a GenBank genome assembly